Magnusiomyces paraingens is the source of this 678-nucleotide messenger RNA. RefSeq lists its product as uncharacterized. The record is from RefSeq and is a predicted model, not a curated record. Bases 1 to 678 code for a protein of 225 amino acids. Lineage: Eukaryota; Fungi; Ascomycota; Dipodascomycetes; Dipodascales; Dipodascaceae. Gene Ontology annotation, cellular component: cytoplasm; membrane. The transcript has a single exon.
AUGUCCAAGGAUACGACGCUUGAGUUAGGCCCUCUUGAUAAGGAUGAUGAAAAGCGCCUGUCAGGGCCUCUGGAAGGCUCGACCCUGCACAAAGAUCGUCAUCGUCCUCGCCACGUGCAUAUUAAUGGCCAAAAUAACAACCCACAACAGGUAGCCAUCGGUGCAGUGAUUGCUUCUCAGAUCGCCUCGCUGGUUCUCAUCGGCCUUCUUUACCCUCGUCUUUAUUCAAUCUCUCCCUUUGGUAGCUCUGCAAUCGUAUCGACCCUGCUGUGCGGGUUCUCCCAGGGUUUGCUACAACUUAUUGUGCACCGAAGGCUGAACCCAUCCGCGCUACUCAAAUUUUACUGCUGGGGUAUUAUUAACGGGCUUUGGACCAAAUGGUGGACAAGUUCGCUCUCGGUGAUCGUACCAAGCAUUCCACUGCGUAUUUUCUGCGACCAAGCCAUUGGAAAUCCUACAAACUUGCUUAUCUUUCUUUCGUUUGUGUCUUAUUGGGAUGGCCGUGAAAUCGAAACAUACUUCCAUCAGACAUAUUUCAAAAUGCUCAAGACAAGCUACAUCAUUUGGCCUUUUGUAUCUACAAUUCAGUUUUAUUUGCUAGAUCCACGUCUUAUUGUGCCUUUCUGCAGUGUUGUAAACGUUUUUUGGACUGUCAUUCUAGGCAUAAUUACGGGAUAA